Messenger RNA from Entamoeba invadens IP1, 1911 nucleotides. Its product is annotated as AMP dependent ligase/synthetase, putative. Bases 1 to 1911 code for a protein of 636 amino acids. Gene Ontology annotation, cellular component: membrane; endoplasmic reticulum. Lineage: Eukaryota; Evosea; Mastigamoebida; Endamoebidae. The transcript has 2 exons. The record is from RefSeq and is a predicted model, not a curated record. Gene Ontology annotation, molecular function: long-chain fatty acid-CoA ligase activity.
AUGACAGAAGAGAGAGUUGAAGCUCCUAUAAUGCAGAACGAAAGCGAAGAAAAAUCUCCGAAGCCUGAAAUGAGUGAGAGCCCAAACGAGAGCACAAAUAAAGCCUCAAAAACGUCAGACAAAGAAAGUGACUCUUCUUCACCUCGCUCAGACGAUAAAAAAAGUUCGUCUUCAAUGUCUUCUGGAGAUGAAAACGAACUUAACACACAAAGAAAAGUACCAGUGUCCCAGAUCGUUCUUUCUGAUGAUGGAAAUGAAACUAAAGAAACUCCAAAGAAACCUCAAAAGACUCCAAGUCCAUUUCCUGAUAUUCCCGAUUCUGUCAUUCCAGAAACACUCGAUGACGUAUUGCCUUUCAAAGGCCUUUCAGAAAAAGCAAUCCAAAAUUUGUCGAAAUACAAUGACAAGUACGAAAAUGGGAAAACAACAUUACAAAGCUACAUAGAAAGAAUUAAUGAUAUGGAAGGAAACUUAUUUAUUCAAGAGAAAGUCAAAGUCCCUGAAGUCUCUGUUAAGAACUUUGCCGAUGAAGUCAAGAACUUAACGAAGUCGUACAUUUCUCUCAAUUUGAAGGGAAGAGGUGUCAUGUUCAUAUCAAAGAACUAUUAUAGAAUCCAUGCUUUGAGUUUGGCUGCUGUAGGUGCUGGGAUGUAUGUCAUUCACAUGAACCCCUCUACGCCGAUGGUUUCGUUGGUUGAAGCUGUCAAACAGUCUGGAGCAGCACAAAUUGUGUGUGAUUUGGACAAUAAAGAUUAUGUUGUUGAGUUGAUGAAAUACACAAAACUGCCAUGUCUACUUAUUAAUGGUGUUAUGAACGAUGGUUUUGUUAAUUACGACGAUUUCAAAAAAAUAGCAGACUCAGUCGAUGACGCAAAAUUAAAAGAAAUUUCAUCAACACAAAAACCUACUGACAUUGCCGAAAUUGUAUUCUCAGAAGGACCAAACGGGAUCAGAGGAGUUGUCUGGACACAUGGCAAUAUCAUCGCACAGUGCUGUGCACUCAAAUCAAUGUUUAACUUGACGAUGAAAGAUAAGUAUAUAAUGUGCCACAACAUGUCGUAUUAUGUUGAGAGAUUGUUUUCAUUGUAUUUACCAAUUAUGGUUGGGUACCAAGUAUAUGUAUCCACCGAUGUAUUGUAUCGUGAGAACUUGAAAUACUUCAUUGAAAUCGCUAAAAAAUUUAAACCAACGUUGGUUGUUGGAGUACCAAGAUUCUACGAGAAAAUUUUAAUGCGAUUGAAUGAAGUGUUAAAGAAGUCUAAACUUGCGGCCAAAGUGAAAGAUUUAGCGGUAGAUGGGAUGGUUAAACAAGAAGAAGGCAAAUCAAAGCCAGUUGGGUAUGGCACAUCACGCACUUUGGUCUUCAACAAAGGAAAAGAAAAGUUAGGUGUUGUUAAUGUGAAAUAUUUCAUAUGUGCUGGUAAUUUGGUUCAAAGUGUAUUAAAAGAAGUCAUGGGGAAAGGCAUUGAAGUCUUUUGUGGACUUCCUUUCAUAGAAACCACUGGAUUUAUCGCACUUAAUAGAGAAAAGUGUUUGCAAUUGGAGUCCGUUGGUAAAGUUAUUGAUAAAUGUGAAGUGUCGCUCAACGGUAGUGAAUUGGUUUGUAAAGGACCCACAAUAUCUGGUGGGUACACAACCGAAGACAUUGAAGAAGAAUUCAAAACAGGAUGCGAGGUGAAAAUAAAUAAUGGGUUCAUCGAAAUAACAACGUUCAGCAAAUCAGUAAUAUUAACAAGUUCAGGCGAGUUCAUUCCAUACAGAUACGUCGAAGAACUUGUAAAGCAAUUGGUAGUUGUCAAAAGUGCAUUGAUUGUAGGCAACGACCGACCACGUAUUGAAAGAGAAGUGUCCGACAGAGAAGAUGCUUGCAAGAGAUUCGUACUUCGGCACUUUCAUUCGUCAACGAAUUGA